AUGGGGCCGAAGAAAGUGAGUGCUAAGGACAAUGGUGACAGGAAGAAGAGGAUGAUGUCGAUAGACCUAAAGCAAGAAAUAAUAGAAAAACAUGAGCGUGGCACACGAGUGAUUGAACUCGCAAAGAUCUAUGACCAUAGUACAUCGACAAUUUGUACGAUAUUGAAGCAGAAGGAUGCCAUCAAGAGUGCUACACCAGCAAAAGGAACCACAAUUCUUUCCCAAUUAAGGACAAAUAUCCACGAGGAAAUUGAGAAGCUUCUGCUCGUGUGGGUGAAAGAGAAGGAGUUGGCAGGAGAUACAGUGACGGAGACAGUAAUAUGCGAGAAGGCACGGAGUAUUUAUGCCGACUUAGUGAAGAAAGAAGCAUCAACUUCUAAAGAGGCAUCAGAAGAAGCGUUUAAGGCAAGCCAUGGCUGGUUUGAUAAUUUUAAGAAGAGAACUGGCAUCCAGUCAGUGGUGAGGCAUGGCGAAGCUGCGAGUGCAGACGUGAAAGCAGCCGAUACGUACAUCCAAAAGUUCGCUGCGCUUGUUGCGAGGGAAGCCUACAUCCCGCAACAGGUGUUCAACUGUGAUGAAACGGGCCUAUUUUGGAAGAAAAUGCCACGGAGGACUUACAUCACAGCAGAGGAGAUGAUGAUGCCAGGCCAUAAACCCAUGAAGGACCGUCUGACCCUUGCAUUAUGUGCAAAUGCUAGCGGUGAUUGUAAAGUGAAGCCACUGCUAGUUUAUCAUUCGGAAAAUCCUCGAGCCUUCAAGACGCACAAGAUACUGAAAGAAAAAUUGCACGUUAUGUGGCGCGCCAAUGCUAGGGCAUGGGUUACGCGGCAGUUUUUUACUGACAGGGUAUAUCUCGUCUUUGGCCCUGCAGUGAAGACGUAUCUGCAAGAAAAUAAACUCACGAUGAAAGCAUUGCUCAUCCUUGAUAAUGCUCCAGCCCACCCACCUGGUCUUGAAGAUGAUAAUCUGGAGGAGUUCCAGUUUAUCAAAGUUCUCUACCUGCCACCCAAUACGACUUCAAUCCUACAGCCGAUGGAUCAGCAGGUCAUUUCCAACUUCAAAAAGCUGUACACGAAGCACUUGUUCUGCCGCUGCUGUGAGGUGACGGAAAACACAAAUCUAACCCUUCGAGAGUUUUGGAAAGAUCACUACAACAUCGUGAUCUGUCUAUGUAUCAUUGACUUGGCAUGGCAAGGGGUAACAAGACAAACGUUGAACUCUGCAUGGAAAAAGUUAUGGCCUGAUGCUGUUGCAGAAAGAGAUUUCGAAGGGUUUGAGCCCGAGACCAAGCAAGAAGAGUUGGAGGAGAUUGUAUCUCUCGGAAAGUCGAUGGGUCUGGAGGUAGAUGAGGGCGACGUCAACGAACUCGUCGUAGAACAUGAGGAGGAACUCUCAACUGAGGAGUUGAAGGAGCUGCAGAUGAUGCAACACACGAAGGUUCUGGAAGAGAUUAACACGAGUGAGGAGGAGGAAGAGCCGGAGGAAGUGAUUUCUACAGGUGAAAUUAAAGACAUGCUGGCAAUGUGGGAAAAGCUGUCAAAUUUCAUUGAAAAGAAACACCCAGAAAAAGUGGCAACUGGUCGUGCUUCAGCGCUUUUUAAUGACACUUGUUUGUCACAUUUUCGAAGCAUUUUGAAAGGCAGGCAAAAGCAAAGUUCUUUGGAUACAUUUUUAUUGAAAAGAGCUGCGAGUGAAAGUACAGAAAGUGCAGCCAAGAAGGCAAAAACAAGUGAUAAUUAA
Macrobrachium nipponense is the source of this 1740-nucleotide messenger RNA. Its product is annotated as tigger transposable element-derived protein 1-like. NCBI's taxonomy places the organism in Eukaryota, Metazoa, Arthropoda, Malacostraca, Decapoda, Palaemonidae. The coding region runs from base 1 to 1740 and encodes 579 amino acids. Gene Ontology annotation, molecular function: DNA binding. The record is from RefSeq and is a predicted model, not a curated record. Gene Ontology annotation, cellular component: nucleus. The transcript has a single exon.